GCUUUUCGUUCUAGUCAGACGAAUGAUGGGUAAGAUGAUAUAUCUCUCCCAACCCUACAUAUCAGUCAGAACUUUCCAUCAUAUGUCAAAUUCUCCAUCUCCGGAUCAUCUACUAGCUAGGAUACCUUGCUGUUCCCCGUUUGCCAUGCGGAUGCCAACAUCAAAUGUGGGUACCGAGUCAACGACGAGUGACAAUAUUGAGGUAUCAAGAAAAGCAGAUGAUAGCUAGAUAUCUAGUACAAGUCCCCUUCCACAUAGUAUUAUUGAGAGUCUUCCUUCAAACAUUUGCUACUUGCAUCAAUUCUUCCCAGACUAUAGUUGGUACACAACUGGAAGGAUUCCAACAAUACUGCUGUAUCGUCUGAUGUAUAGUUGCUGGAUGACAAUUUGGAGAGUUUAUACAAAUUACCCAUGUAUCAAGAGUUGAAGAGAAGAAGAAAAGAAGAUCUGUAACUCUUCUUCUAAAGUAUAUUCAGUGGAGCUUUUCAAAUCUUUCGUCUUGUCAUUGGCGUUGUCAUUCCCGAAAAUAUUCAAUGAGAAAAAUCAUUCAUAUUCAGUUGUACUGUUCAUUGAUUGGAGGAAACUUAAAGGCUUUUAUCUCAAUGAUAUGGCAAGAAAGUCAUUCUCGAGUGGUUCCUGGCAGGAUGGGGUCUCUUCCACUAGGUCUUCCUUAUCUUCAACUUCAAGCGACCCGACCGAUUACUUUCCCACAACCACCAUUGAUAAACACACAGAUCGAGUUCCUUGGAUCAUCAACCAUGUAUUAGAGUGCCAUCUAUCCUCUGAACUUCCUUUGAAAAUAAUGUUCUCCUUUAAUGCAGGGCAUCGGGUGCCAACAUUGAAGGAAGCACAAAAAUGGUGGCAGUACGAACCAAAGGGAACAGCUAUCAUACACUUUUUAAUCUCAUUGGAAAAAUCAAAGCCAGAGAAUAAGGAAGACUCAACCAGCAAACCUGGAAAUGUUAAAGAGAAUAAAAUCAGUGAAGCUGAAGUUACUAAAGAGGACAAAUCCAGAAAACCUGAUGAUUUUAAGGAUGAAAACAUUAAAUCAACAAUUCGAAACCAUGCUGCUUAUGACCCUUUCAUGGAUGCUUCAAACGAAGCCCUUCUUGAUAUCGACUUUGAAUCAGAGCUUCCAGAUGGCAGACGAGCAAAUAGAGGGCUGCCACCUGAUUUCAUUAGGAAGUGGUGCUUGGAUAGAGUAUUUACAAAAGAUGAAGAUCAGGUGGAUUUUGAUCAGGCUCUCACUGGCAUUGACUAUCUCCAAGAUCUUGAAUGCCGAAGACGAGAGGCUCUUAGAGAAGUUGCUUUGCGUUUGAAAAUUGACAAGCACAAUUGGAGAAGAAUUUUGAGUGCUGAUCCUGAUGCCAAAAAAUGGGUAGAAGAUAUUCAAGCUCAAGAGACGAUUAUCGAAGGCUUCUAUGCUACUUGCUUUGUUGAUCUACGAAUCUGGACAAUGCUCCAUGAACUUAAAGCUCAUCCAUUUUAUAAGCCGAAUGCUCUCGCCAUGCUCAAUACAUUAUAUCCACCAUGUAUUCGAGAUCUCCCAAAUGAUCGCAUUGAUCGCGAAAAAUUACGAAAGCAUCGAGCCAAGUUCUAUAAUCUCAUCAUCCAGGUGACGCACGAAGGUAUCGAAGCUUUGAAAGAGUUUGAAACCCUCUUAAAGAACCCUGCAUGCAAGCAUAAUUGGGUUGAUACUCGAGAGAACUUGAGAGAUUACAUUGAGCUAGCCAGUAAGAUGAUCGAGCAAUCUAACGCUAUACACGACAUUAUGUUCUUCAAGAGAAGCGCUGCAAUAGCAUACAGUAUACGAUCCGCACACUCUAGAAGCACAACCGCAUCCUCAUCCACAUCAGCUCGUACUGAACGCCAAAGCGACCAAAAAGAAAAAUCAGUCACGGUAAAGAAUACUGCUUUCGAUUCAGAAAAGCCAGCUCCUCGGCAUCAUUCACAGAGCACAACGGGGAGCAGGAACAGCAAGGAAGAUACAUCACACCUGGCCACCUCAAACUCAAUGAAUGAGCCUCAAAAAACUGACAGGGCUGAGGCAAAAGUACACAGUCGAAAAAGGUUGGCAUCUCCAAAAAGUCAACACGAAUAUCGUGAAGAAUAUCACACCAUACCAAUGAAUGCGCCAAGAACGUCCUGUUCAGUAGUGAAAACCCCUAAAAUUCCCGAUGCUCAAAGCUUCUCAAGCUCAAGGUCAUCAAAUGGAGAUGGGAGAGAAUCGGUGCACAGCCAGCAAAGGAUACUUCAAUUAAACACACCGUUCAUGGAACAAUUCUCCGAAGCGGCACAUCAUAGCAGUUUCCAAACUUGGGUUCCAUUGAAAGAUCAACAGAAGAUGUCGCCGUUACGUCUAAAAUCAUUUCCUGAUCCGUGGUCGAGAGGUCCUCCUAAACCAAAGUAUCAGCUUCGUCCACAAAAGUUAUCUGAAGAUGAGAAACUUCUGAGAGUUUUGUGCCGGCCAGAAGCCCCAGUGGAAAGAAGGGCAUCUUUCCCGAAUGGUGUUCCAAGUUCAUCCUCACGAGCAAGGACUUCCAGUUUUGCUUCCAAAAAAGUAAAGUCUCGCGGAAUGUACAAAGACGGCGGUGCGACUUCAGUUGAAACUUUGCGGGCUGGCUCUUCAACACACGUUUCGCAACACGGCUCUUCGAGUGGACUCGGUCCAAUGAAGCAAGUUGAGCAUGUCUUGAAAGAUUGUGAGGAUUCAUAAUAAGUCCACUAAAUCACUUAUUAAUAUCUUACUAAAUAAGAGAUAUCUUGAUGACUAAUACACAUAUAAUAUGAUCUUAUAUUAUAAAAUCAUAUUAUCAUAUAGUUGUAUAAUAGUAUCUCUUAUCAAAUUGAUUUAUAAUGGAAUAGAAUGAAAUGGAACUAGAUGGAAGUAUACAGGAAAUAUCGCUAAAUUGAUUGGUUGUACUUUCUUUUUAUUAUCUAAAAUGAUUCUAUAAGAUACGAUUUAAAUCGAUCUUAUUUAUAAGCAUAGAAUAUACUAGAAUUUCAUUAUAAA
This is a messenger RNA of Botrytis sinoallii, 3013 nucleotides long. RefSeq lists its product as uncharacterized. The coding region runs from base 608 to 2716 and encodes 702 amino acids. The transcript is spliced from 3 exons. The record is from RefSeq and is a predicted model, not a curated record. NCBI's taxonomy places the organism in Eukaryota, Fungi, Ascomycota, Leotiomycetes, Helotiales, Sclerotiniaceae.